This is a messenger RNA of Gossypium raimondii (Peruvian cotton), 4362 nucleotides long. RefSeq lists its product as uncharacterized. Bases 397 to 4152 code for a protein of 1251 amino acids. NCBI's taxonomy places the organism in Eukaryota, Viridiplantae, Streptophyta, Magnoliopsida, Malvales, Malvaceae. The transcript is spliced from 4 exons. The record is from RefSeq and is a predicted model, not a curated record.
UCUUUCUCUCCCUUGACUUUAAAAAACAUUUGCAUUUGCAUUUUCACACAGAUUAAUGGUUGCUGUUGCCCCCAUUUGCCCCCCCUUUUUUGCCCUUUUGAUGAAUGUGUGUAAGUGGGUUGUGCCUGCUCUUCGUCUCUCUUUCAACCCUAAAACACUGAGUCCAUUCCUCCAUUUUUUUCCUUCUUGUUUUUGCUCUUUCUUCAUCUACUCUAAAACACCCAAGGCUAAAUAUGGAUGAAGACCCAAUCAAAGAUGAAGAGAGAAAGGUAAUGUUAUGUUGAAGAUAAAUGACAGUGUUGAUUAUAAGGACAGUAUCACUAUCAGUGUGCUUCUUCUUGUUGUUGUUGUGACUGUUGUGUAAACAGUACAACAAGAGAUUAGCUUUUUCAUCAAAUGUUAUCCAUUGAAAACCCUUCAUCAGAUCCUUCAUGUUCUCCCCAAUUCACUGGUAGUGAUGAUGAGGUAGAUCUGCUGAAGCAGCCAUCUCUUGAUCAUCAUCAUCAUAAGAACCCACUCCCCAAUUUCUCCAUAAGAGAUUACGUGUUCAAUGGCCGGAGCAAGGAUAUCAACAGGAAUUGGCCUUUUUCUUCAGAAAGUUUACAACUUGUUUUGAAACAUGGAAUGAAGGAUCCAUUGCCACCAUUUCAGCAUCUUGAUAUUGUGAGAAACCAACCCAAAGAGACACAUGUGGUCGAAACCAAUCCAAUUGAGAAGCAAAGAUCAACCCGUCAUGGGGUACUAGAUUCAUAUGAUAUAGACUCGGUUCUCGUUGACAAGCAAUCCAUUUCAGUGGAAGAAGGAUCAUCAGCCCAAGUUAAAGCUGUUGUUGCUUUGAAGUCUCAAAAGACUGAAAAAACAACUAAACCAUCAGGCAAGAAGUGCAGGUUGAUAGUGAAAUUUGGUGGUCAUUCUGAUUGUAGCUCUACCGAAGAUAUUGCUUCAAAUUGUUCCGUGGUAUCGGAAUCAAUGGGUUCGAAAGUUUGCCCUGUUUGUAAAUCAUUUUCUUCUUCUUCUAAUACCACUUUGAAUGCUCAUAUAGACCAGUGCCUUUCUGUUGAGUCAACUCCCAAAUGGACAGUGGAUUCUAAGCUUACAAGGCAUAAAAUUAAACCAAGGAAAACAAAACUGUUGGUAGAUGUAUAUGCUACUGCUAAAUCCUACACAUUAGAAGAGCUUGAUAGGAGGAAUGGUAGAAGCUGGGCCCUUGCUUCAAACAUCUCUGACUUUGAAGGACUUGAAAUGUGUGAUGAAGGGAAAAAGAAAAGAACAUAUUCCCAAAAUAAUGGUGAGGGUACUGUCGAUUUAGGUGCUGUUUAUGUUGAUGCUAAUGGCACCAAGGUUCGGAUUUUAUCGAAAGUUAACGAUGUGCCAGUGCUGGUUCCAUUGCCACCAGUGUCAAAACAUGGUGAUGAUCUUGGACCAUCUUACAAGUCUUUGAAAAUAGGUAAAGGAAGCAAAAAGAAAAGGUGCCAUGCCCUAAAACAUCACAAGUAUCUCAAACACGCUCCUCAAUGCAGAAAAAAUUGCUCUCAUAAGACCCCUUCUUCAAUGAUAGUUGGAGGUCGAGAAGGAUAUCGUGAAGAAGAAGACAGUUGCAAGAGAGUGGAACUGUGUGUGUCGAAGCAAAUCAAAUCCAAUGAUACUAGAAACUUUAAGGAAAGUGUGUGCUAUAAACAAGAAGGUCUUUCAAGGACGCCUAAUAAUCAAGAGAAAACUGGGGACUUGCGGUUUCAGAGUGAUCAAUCUCAUGAAGGUGGUCGUGUUAUGGAGAGAAAUUGUGUUCGAAAGUUAAAACAUUCUUCUAAAAACCCGUUUUCUUCUCCUAGGAAAUGUGCAAGGAUAGAAAAGCCUGUUUAUGAAGCACCGGUUAUCUGUAGAAAGGAGCGUUCUUUGGGAAUGAAGAGAGUAAGGAGUGCCUUGUUUCAAGCCAGCAUGCAAAACAAGGUGGAGAAGUUGCUUCACCAACGUGAGCAAAAUGCAAAACAGUCAAUCAGCGAAGACCGUCCCUGUCUAGAUGAUGACCAUACAAUGAGAUCUUUGAAUAACGAAAAUUGCACAUCUUCGUUGAGUGAAAUGAUGGUUGAUAUUGAUGCAAAUAGUAAUCCUGAUUCGCCUAUCGCUGAUACUACAACAACUAUUAGUCAUCAGUUUUCCGCACCCAAAUGCUUCAGCUUUUCCUUGCAAAAGAAAAAGAUAUCUGCUAGCAGCAGGUCAUCAAUGGUUGAAUCUGGUUCUAACUUGGUUAAGAAACAUUCAACAAGGGAGAAUCAACUUCAUUUUAUGGCAGAAAUAGAUGAGGCAAUAGCUCGGGAUUAUGAGGCAGAUCAAGAAUGUAAAUUGGUGCAUGAUGAUGCUAAAAAUCAACGUGAGGGGAACGAGAUUACUGAAGAACUACCAUCGGAACCUCACUCUUAUUAUCAUGAUGAGACAGAGAACAUGUAUUCUUCUACUGGAGGCAGUGAGGAUAUUCUGGAUAAACUUGAUGGUUUGGAGUCUGUUGAGGAGACGAUUACUAGUUUGAGUCAGUCACUAGGAACCAAGCCUGGCAAACUGAGUAAUAUUCCCAAUAAAAUAUCCGAUUCUUUUCAAACUAAUGAAGAUUACACCGGCCCUUUGUGUGGGGGUGAAGGACUAGUAUUUCCUACUGAGCCAAAUCUUGUUGAUAAACCAAAUAUGUUUUGUGCUGAAGUUGGUCUCAAUAUAAUUGGACAAGCUGCUAAUGUAGGAGAAUUAGAUUCUGAUGUGGCACAAAGCAACUCAUUUCUUGAGGUUGAUCCAAUACUUAUUCCUGGUCCGCCAGGAUCGUUUUUGCCAAGUCCUAGAGAUAUGGGCUCUGAUGAUUUUCAAGGAAAUGCAUCAACAGCCAACCAGAUUCGAUCCUCUCGAGAUCAGCUUGAUUUGGUAGAUGGGGACUCAUCAGAUUCACCCCUAUCCGUAUUGUCAACAAUCUCUAAUUCUAUGGAAGCCAGGUUCGACUUGAAGUAUGAAGAACCAUUAGCAUUUCUUGGUGCUCCUGCAGCUAUGGAAACGGAUAGAUCUGGCUACUCUACUGCCAAGUCUGACACCUUAGUUGAGAAUGGUGUUGCUGUGGAACAUACAAGAACUUUUGAAGGAGAGAAAUUUCAGGUCCCUCGAAUAUCUAUUGAAAAGAAGCCUUUCUUUUCCAAAAAUGAUGAUCAACCAUGCUGUUGCCAAACAAAAGAGAGAUCCUUCCAAGGUUUUGCUCUAAAUUAUCAUGAGUCACAGCUACUAAGGCGACGAACAAUGGCUUCGAUGAUGGUGCCUGCCAUCAGAAUGCGAAAUGGUGCCAAUCCAGGUUUCGGUCCCAAUAAUUUGGCGGCAAGACCAGAAACAUUUUCUCUGACAAGUAAUGCAGAACUAGGAUCUGAACAAAUGGUUCUCCCUGUCAUGAAACCUCCUUUAGGUCCCAUCCCUUUUAAAGGAUGCCCCGAUGGUGGUGUCAAGCUUUCUGGUCACGGUGUAUGUGAUUCUGCUAGUCCAUCCUCAUCUAAUCCCGUUCUCAGGCUAAUGGGGAAGAACUUAAUGGUGGUUAACAAGGAGGAAGAAGCAUCUAUGCCACUUGGUCAAGGCCAGCCAUGUGCCCAGAGUGAUAACCGGAAUCAAGACGAGAUGCCCUUCCAUCAUGCAAUGCCUCCAUGUUCUAUGAUCUUCAGUCAGAAUCCAAAUGAUUUGGUGGAGCGAACUUUUGACGCCUACUCGACAAAUGGCUAUAGAAACCGUGCCACUCUCGCAACCCCACCACAAACAACUCUACAACUUCCGGUUGGCUUGUUCCUCGACGAGCAUAGGCAUCACAGUUUCACUACCUCUAUGGAGCCAUACAAGCUACUUCCAACUGCAAGAUGCAAUAUGGAGAAAGUUUCAACUCUAGACUGCAAAGAUAGGAGCGAGGAAUCUAUUGUUUGCAGUAAAGAAGUCAUUGUCAUCGAUGAUGAUCCCAAAAUUGAAUCGAACAAGACAACUGACAUUGCAAAACGGUCUGAAGUCUCGGGGGACACACAUGGCAUAUCAAAGCCAUUAGAUCGAAAUCAUAGUAUUGCAAACCACAGGUAUCCAGUAGUGAUACAAAAUAACAACUUCCAUGGAAUCACUUCAAGUUCUUUCAUGGGAACAAGUCAUUUCAGAUAAUAUGCUCCCAAUUUGUCUUAGAUGGUCCGCGUAUCGGCUCAUUUUUUCGUAUCAAACUUGCUAUCGAGUCUGAAACUCGAGCUUCUUUUUCGGGGGAUUGAAAAUGAUGGCAGUUUGAUGUAAUGGAUUUUGGUUGCAAGUUGGAACAACAAUUGAGAGAUUUUAGAGAUUGUAUUUAUAGUCUUUUUAAUUCACUUAUUGUUGGGCAAA